Molecule: messenger RNA, 6729 nt
Organism: Alosa alosa (allis shad)
Lineage: Eukaryota; Metazoa; Chordata; Actinopteri; Clupeiformes; Clupeidae
Gene: usp32
Product: ubiquitin specific peptidase 32
Biological process (GO): protein deubiquitination
Cellular component (GO): Golgi apparatus
Molecular function (GO): cysteine-type deubiquitinase activity; calcium ion binding
Source: RefSeq, a predicted model, not a curated record
AGAGGCGUCAUUUGGUGAAAACACAGGAGUACUGAGCUGCUAUCGAUCACACGUAACACGGAGAAGGCAACAGGCACUGGGCUGCACACCAAACAUUUUUCAUACUGCAGUGAAAUGAGGGUAAAAUGGGAGCCAAAGAGUCAAGGAUAGGCUUCCUUUCUUACGACGAGGCCGUCAAAAGAGUCACGGAUGUGGAGCUCAAACGGCUGAAGGAUGCCUUCAAGAGGACCAGCGGCGUGUCCUACUACAUGACCCAGCAGUGCUUCUACAGGGAAGUGCUGGGAGAUGGGGUCCCACCCAAGGUGGCAGAGGUGAUCUACACCUCAUUCGGUGGCACCUCCAAAGGGCUCCACUUCAACAACCUCAUCGUUGGGCUGGUCCUGCUCACUCGAGGCCGAGAUGAGGAGAAAGCCAAAUACAUCUUCAGCCUGUUUGCCAGCGAGUCGGGCAGCCACAUCACACGGGACGAUGUGGAGAGCAUGCUGCGCGCUGUGGACGGCCAAGUCCCGCCUUCGCUCAGGAAGUGCUUCGCAGAGGGAGAGAAAGUCCAUUACGAGCGCUUCAGGAACUGGCUGCUCCAGAACAAAGAGGCUUUCACCUUCUCACGCUGGCUACUGUCCGCAGGCGUAUGCGUCACCCUGACCGACGACAGCGACACACCCACCUUCUACCAGACCCUGGCCGGGGUCACACACUUAGAAGAAUCAGACAUCAUCGAUUUGGAGAAGCGCUACUGGCUACUGAAGGCUCAAUCGCGGACGGGUCGCUUCGACUUGGAAACCUUUGUCCCACUGGUCUCACCUCCCAUCCACGCGUCUCUCGGUGAAGGCCUGUUCCACGCCUUUGAUGAGAACCGGGACAAUCACAUCGACUUCAAGGAGAUCUCGUGCGGCCUGUCUGCCUGCUGUAGAGGGCCUGUGGCCGAGAGACAGAAGUUCUGUUUCAAGGUGUUUGAUGUGGACCGCGAUGGCGUCCUGUCCAGACAAGAGGUCCACGAGAUGGUGGUGGCCCUACUGGAGGUGUGGAAGGACAACCGCACGGACACCCUGCCUGAACUGCUCGCCAAUGUGUCGGACAUAGUCGAGGGGAUUCUGAAGAUGCACGACACCACCAAGAUGGGCCACUUGACCCUGGAGGACUACCAGAUCUGGAGUGUGAAAAGCGCCCUUGCCAAUGAGUUCCUCAACCUGCUGUUUCAGGUGUGUCACAUAGUGCUGGGUCUGAGACCAGCCGCUCCUGAGGAGGAGGGCCAGAUCAUCAGGGGCUGGCUGGAGAGGGAGAGCAGGCAUGGGCUGCAGGCGGGACAGAACUGGUUCCUCAUCUCCAUGCAGUGGUGGCAGCAGUGGAAAGACUACGUCAAAUAUGACAACAGGGCCAUUGUGGUGGAGCAGCCGUCCAUCGUGGGCGCGGGCAGGAGGAGCCCCCAGUCGUGCGCCAGCGCGGAGCCCGCCUCCACGGCCACCUCGCGGGCGGGCUACAGCAACGGCGGCGGGGUCACCCGCUCGUCCAGCUCCUCGGAGGAAAAGUCGUCUGACAACAUCUCCAGCGCGUCCGAGGCCGCCGAGAGCCCCAACACUAGUGAGUGGGCGCACAUGAGCUCGUCGGCCACGGACCUGUGCUUCGCACGUCAGCACAACGCCUCGGACAACAACAACCAGUGCUUCUCCAGUGCCAACGGACACCUGCCCACAAACCUCACCUCACAGAGACCCGGGGCCAUCGACAACCAGCCGCUAGUCCUCACCGAGCCCAUGAAGGCUCCAACACUCACCAUGGAGGGUGGGCGGCUCAAAAGGUCCCCGCCGCUGACCGUGGGCCGGGACUUUGAGACCGUUCCAGAGCCUGUGUGGAGAGCGCUCUACCACUGGUACGGUGCCAACCUCAGCCUGCCACGACCGGUCAUCCAGCACACCAAGACGGGCCAUCCGGAGCUGGAGCUCUUCCCCCGUUACCUGCUCUUCCUGCGGCAGCAGCCGGCCACGCGCACCCCCCAGUCCAACAUCUGGGUGAACAUGGGUAACGUGCCGUCCCCUAAUGCCCCCCUGAAGCGGGUGCUGGCCUACACAGGCUGCUUCAGCCGGAUGGGCACCAUCAAGGACAUCCACGAGUACCUGUCUCAGCGGCUGCGCAUCAAGGACGAGGACAUGCGACUCUGGCUGUACAACAGCGAGAAUUACCUCACCCUCUUGGACGACGAGGAUCACACACUAGAGAGUCUGAAGAUUCCAGACGAGCAGCACUUAGUAAUUGAAGUUCGAAACAAAGAUAUGAGCUGGCCUGAGGAAAUGUCGUUCAUUGCCAACAGCAGUAAAAUCGACCGUCACAAAGUCCCCACAGAGAAGGGUGCCACGGGCCUGAGUAACCUGGGCAACACAUGCUUCAUGAACUCCAGCAUCCAGUGUGUGAGCAACACCAAGCCCCUCACGGACUACUUCAUCUCAGGGAGGCACCUCUACGAGCUCAACAGGACCAAUCCCAUUGGAAUGCGCGGUCACAUGGCCAAGUGCUAUGGGGAUUUGGUGCAGGAGCUGUGGAGUGGAACACAGAAGAAUGUGGCGCCCCUAAAGCUCAGGUGGACGAUAGCUAAGUACGCUCCACGAUUCAACGGCUUUCAACAGCAGGACUCCCAAGAGCUGCUGGCCUUCCUGCUGGACGGCCUCCACGAGGACCUGAACCGCGUCCACGAGAAGCCCUACGUGGAGCUCAAGGACAGCGACAUGCGGCCCGACUGCGAGGUGGCCACAGAGGCGUGGGAUAACCAUCUGAGGAGGAACCGCUCCAUCGUGGUGGACUUGUUCCAUGGUCAGCUCAAGUCCCAGGUCAAGUGUAAGACGUGCGGCCACAUCAGCGCCCGAUUCGAUCCCUUCAACUUCCUGUCCCUACCUUUGCCUAUGGACAGCUCCAUGCACUUAGAGAUCACAGCGAUCAAGCUGGACGGCUCGACGCCCGUGCGAUACGGCCUGCGUCUCAACAUGGACGAGAAGUACACGGGCCUGAAGAAGCAGCUGAGCGAGCUGUGCGGACUCAAGCCAGAACAGAUCCUGCUGGCCGAGGUCCACAACUCCAACAUCAGGAACUUUCCACAGGACAAUCAGAAGGUGCGCUUGUCUGUGAACGGCUUCCUCUGUGCAUUUGAGAUCCCGGUACCGGGAUCACCUACCUCUGUCACCUCCCCAACACAAUCAGAAAGCACACCCACGGCCAAUGGGACAGCAGCCAACGGUCACAUUGGGAAACCCAGCCUGAUCCCCAACGGAAUACCAAGCACGGUGGUGCCAUGCUCCCCGGAGAAACCCCUUGCCAAUGGCAUUCCCAAUGGACACGCCGUGCCAGUCCAGGACAGCCCCUUCAUUGGUUACAUCAUCGCUAUGCACAGGAAGAUGAUGCGGACGGAGUUGUACUUCCUGUCCUCUCAGAAGAACCGGCCCAGUCUGUUCGGCAUGCCGCUGAUCGUGCCCUGCACGGUGCACACCAGCAAGAAGGACCUGUACGACGCCGUGUGGAUCCAGGUCUCCCGGCUGGCCAGCCCACUGCCCCCACAGGAGGCCAGCAACCACGCACAGGACUGUGAUGACAGCAUGGGCUACCAGUACCCCUUCACCCUGCGCGUGGUGCAGAAGGAUGGCAACUCCUGUGCCUGGUGCCCCUGGUACAGGUUCUGCCGAGGCUGCAUGGUGGACUGCUGCGAGGACAGGGCCUCCCUGGGGAACGCCUACAUCGCCGUGGACUGGGACCCCACCGCCUUGCACCUGCGCUACCAGACCUCCCAGGAGAGGAUAGUGGAGGAGCACUCCAGCGUGGAGCAGAGUCGGAGGGCCCAGGCCGAGCCCAUCAGCCUGGACAGCUGUCUGCGGGCCUUCACCAGCGAGGAGGAGCUGGGCGAGGACGAGCUCUACUACUGCUCCAAGUGCAAGACCCACCGGCUGGCCACCAAGAAGCUGGACCUCUGGAGGCUGCCCCCAGUCCUGAUAGUACAUUUGAAACGGUUCCAGUUCGUUAAUGCUCGCUGGAUCAAGUCCCAGAAGAUCGUGAAGUUCCCCAGGGAGGGCUUCGACCCCAGCGCCUUCCUGGCCCCGCGCGACCUGGAGAGAAGCCUGCGGGAGGAGGCCCUGAGGGUGGUGGCGGGGGCUGGAGGCGACGCGCCCUCCUCGGCAGCCAGUGGUACCAUCUGCAGCAUCUCCUCAGUCUCCUCCAGCACAGUCAGCAGCCUGUCCAGCACACCCAAAGCGUCCCCAGCGCUGGCUCGUCGGUCGGGCAGCCCGCUGAAGGGCUCCAGCCCUGCGGGGAGCCCCAAGACCGGCGGCAGUGGCGGCGGGCGUAAGCAGGGCCGCCUGCGCUUGCCCCAGCUGGGCAGCCGCCACCGGCUCUCCACCAGCAAGGAGAACCUGGACAGCAGCAGCCUGAACGUGACCAGCGGAAGCGCGGGCAGCGCCACCAGCGGCAGCGUCAAGGAGAGCGGGCCCGAGCCAGAUGCCAGCUCCGUGACGGAGGUGGAGGCCUUCGUGCCCCUGGGGCCGGACGCCGUGACGACGGCAGCGGCGGGCCAGGAGGAAGGGACGCUGGACUCCUGGUCGGAAGAGGCUUCCGGAAGCGAGAACGACGGGGUCGUGAUGAACGGGCUGGGGACGGACGGCGGCCACGGCAACACCAACGGCCACGCAGAGACCAACGCAGAAGUGGAGACCGCUCUUCACCAAAGAGACCAAAUCUGCCUGCAGCCUGUAUACAAUUUGUAUGCAAUCUCCUGCCAUUCAGGUAUCAUGGGAGGGGGCCACUAUGUGACUUACGCCAAAAACCCCAAUGAGAAAUGGUACUGUUACAACGACAGCAGCUGCAAGGAGGUGCACUCUGGGGAGAUUGACACAGACUCUGCCUACAUCCUCUUCUACGAGCAGCAGGGAGUGGACUACUCGCAGUUUCUGCCAAAGACUGAUGGCAAAAAGAUGGCCGACACCACAAGCAUGGACGAGGACUUUGAGUCGGACUACAAGAAGUACUGCGUCAUUCAGUGAUGUCACGUUCUUCCACAGAAGCACUUUACGCGUGAGACGCACGCAUAGGCGAGGUGCAAGGCUGGCGAGGAGAGGGGCCGCUGGCAAGUUGUCCGAGUGUCAAGCACAAAGGGUCUCCUUCUUUUAAAGAAUCACAAGCUGAGUUUUUCUUCAUUGCUGACCACCAUGUUGGAUAGAGGUAACUUACAGCUUACUUAGGUGUGCGACUUUGCAGUGUGUCUGACUGACUGAAUGAAUGAGAGAGGAAAUGAAAGAACAAUAUUAUUUUUUAUUGUUGCCAAGUGAACAAAAGCACCCCAUUUUUAGCACGAAAUGGACCAACAUGAGCUCACUGUACUACUCACCAUAUAGCCCACUCCCCCUCCAAAAGAAUGUGUGUGACACCAUACACAUAGAUGUACACGCAUCUAUAUGUAUGGUUGUGGGGAAGGAAGCAUGACACACUUACAGGCCUGAACUGACGUGUCUCUUUAGAAGAAGCCUGCUGUCUGUGCUGUAGGCUGCCACGGCCCGCCAUGACAAGCACACAAUCAGUAUUUGAAUAUCUGUAAAACUAACAGAAAAAGAGUAUCUCAUUCAGUCAUUGGCCAAACCAAAACAUUUUCCAAAGGUUUGCUUUUUAUCAGAUGUCAUACCUCACUACCUCAGUUUUCUUUUCAUUAUUUCUUUAUGAAGCAAAUUGUAAUAAGAAAAAUGAUCAGCGUGUCAUACCCACCGUAGAAAAUCAGUCACAUUUCUGAAGACUCUUUCUUUUUCUCCUGGGGCCCAUGGGACCAUUAAGCUCCCCAAAUCAUGAUGAAUGAAGAUGAAUUACAGUCAUAGUUUUCAGACUCUUUAACUGCCAAUUCCUCAUUUUGUGCUCAGAUGAACCAUAUUGACUCCUGAGGAGAAUUGAUUUGUGGUUAUUGUGGUUAUAACUUCAGUUUGAAUCUAGUACAGCAUGAGGAUAGGUGCCACAUGGAAUACAUCUCAAUGAAACAACAUAAUGUUAUGUUUAAUUUAUUGCUAUUUUUGUUUAUUUUGGAAUAUUGAUUAUUAGAGUAAUCUAUUUUUAUUUAUGUACUUUUUUAAGCACAGUUUGUUUGUUUGUUAGCAAGGACUUCUUUUUUUUGUUUGUUUGUUUGUUUGUUUGUUUUUUCGCUGCAAGGACCGAAGUAAACACAUAUCAGUCUGCUCUGCCAUUUCACUACUAUGUAUAGCUUGGUCAUCUCAUCUCCGCUUAAUAGAAUGUCAACGCUUGAUCCGUUUUCCCCUCCCUUCUUCGCGGAAGUCUCUUUGAUGCCACUGACUAAGAUCUGUAGCCAAAUGCACUCAAACCUGCUGUUGCUAGAUAUGGAAGAGGUUUUGUAUUGUCAAGCCAAAGUUUGAUACAAGUUGCCUGGAGAGAUAGGAAUGGCUUGCCCAGAGAUAGGAGACUGGGUCUCACUGGACAUUUGGUAGAUGUUCUAGGAAACCUCAGAGUUUCUUUUUGUAGACCGCGGUUGAUGGAGACCUGUGCCGAAGCGUGGAGAUUGGCGGUAGCAUUUAAUUUGAAACUCUUAAAUCUGCAUCACCACUGUGAAGAGAGAUGUUGAACAACGAAUAGUGAAUGUUUGGUGGUUGCUAUUAUUGUUGUUGUUUUGCUUUCUGUAUAUUGAUGGUUGUAUGAUUCUAUGAAUCUCCUCUGAGUGGAGGGCAUUAAGCCUUACUGAGCUUGUAGAGAUCAAUGUGCCCCCCC